AUGUCUGAGGACAUCGCUGCAAAUCUGCUCGCGCAAUAUUACGCAAUUUCUGAAGAAUCAAAAACUAAAAAAUUUCCCUCGAUCCUAGAAUGUAUGGGCAGCAUAGAGAAUAACUCGGAUAAAUUGAUCGGUGAACAAUCAACUGUGGACACAAACGGUGAUGACACAUCCAAAGAAACGGAAGUACAGGAAAAUGAUAUUGAAAAUAAAGAAGAGAAUUCUGAAAUUGAUACGCCAACGAGAUCCUCGCGAGCGUUGAGAUGGGAAGCAUUAAAAGACAACGAAGAAACAUCAUCCGAGUUCGAUAUUAUUUUCGAGGCAAAUGCAACGGGUAAUUUAUUCGAAAAUAUGUAUACCUUCUCUGGCAAAGAGACGCACGAUCAUGCCGCAUACAGCAAAACUGCCUCUACUACUUUAGGUUUGGAAGACAAUGAAGGGAACGAUUCGUAUCUCUCGCUUAGUGAAGAUAUAUUACCGGACAGUGCUUCAGAUAUUUCUUCAAUAGCAGGGAAGAAGAGAACGAAAAAAUCUACGAUUACCUUCGUUCCACCUUCGACACCGCCGUUAAACAGAAGUCCGAUAUAUAACGAGACUUUUGUAGAUUUAACAAGCACUGGCCUUACGUCACUUCCUAUCGAAAUGAUUGAGAAAUAUCCUGCGAUACAAAUGCUGUAUCUAGAGAAUAAUAAUCUCCCCGAGCUUCCUGAAAGACUUUUCAUUUCCCUGCAAAAUUUACAAUGGCUGGACGUUCGAAAUAAUCUAUUAACAAGUUUACCUACAAGCAUUAAGUCGCAUCCUUCGCUAGAGACCAUCCUGUUGCAAGGAAAUAAAAUCGAAAAAUUGCCAUUAGAACUUUGUCUCGUGCCGAAACUUAAAAUUCUCAACGUAGCAUAUAAUCCUAUCAUUGCCCCUUCAAAGGAUAUUAUAGCUCUUGGAUGUUCAAGUAUUCUGAACUAUCUCCGAUCUGAAUGGAAUAAAUUAUAUCCGAAUGAGCCCGUGACAUUUGUGAAACAAAAGAUUGAGCCGAAAGCAUCAACGAUCCUAUGUUAUCGUUCUCCGCGUGAAAAACAAUGGAAAUUGUCAAAAAUUCCGCGACGAGUAUCGAAAAGUACGAACGACAUUAGCGGUUCAUUCAAAGGCUCUGCGGUUAGAAAGAAAAGCAAAGUUUACAAGCCCAGUAACAGAUGUGAAGGUACAGGUACUAAUAUUGUCAUGGAACAACAGCAACAAUGGAUUUCUAAAGCAAGAGAUUUGCUGAGCGCACAAUCAGCAACAAUUCAAAAAAUUAAGGAUUUAGAUACUGUAAAAGAAUGGAGACGUAACAAACAAAGUUUCAAUAAAAGCAUGGAAAAGAUAUCGAGAAGAAAUGAAGAUGAUAUUCCAUUCGCAAUCAACAUUGAAGAUUAUCCAACAAUACAGAAACGUUCACAAAAAGCGGGAGAAUAUGAAGAUAAUCAGAAACAGAAAAAGUUAAAAUUAGUAAAUAUAAAUCGGAAGAUUCAAGAAUUGUCGGGAUUCUUGCAAAAGUUUGAAAUUACAAAAUCUUCAGAAAUGUUGACGCCUAAAUCUAAACAAAAAUAUCUGCAAACUGAAAUUGAAAAGCUUUCACAUUUUCAAAAAGAAGUGCAUAAUUUAAGAAGAUACAACGAAAUUAUGUCAGCUCCAACAAAUUCUCCAAAUAAUUUAUCUUAA
Molecule: messenger RNA, 1692 nt
Organism: Cyphomyrmex costatus
Lineage: Eukaryota; Metazoa; Arthropoda; Insecta; Hymenoptera; Formicidae
Exons: 12
Coding region: 1-1692 (563 amino acids)
Cellular component (GO): cytoplasm
Molecular function (GO): protein binding
Source: RefSeq, a predicted model, not a curated record